Messenger RNA from Macrosteles quadrilineatus (aster leafhopper), 1850 nucleotides. RefSeq names its product serine/threonine-protein kinase Chk2-like. NCBI's taxonomy places the organism in Eukaryota, Metazoa, Arthropoda, Insecta, Hemiptera, Cicadellidae. The record is from RefSeq and is a predicted model, not a curated record. The transcript has 9 exons. Gene Ontology annotation, cellular component: cytoplasm; nucleus. Gene Ontology annotation, molecular function: protein binding; protein serine/threonine kinase activity; ATP binding. Bases 140 to 1480 code for a protein of 446 amino acids. Gene Ontology annotation, biological process: protein phosphorylation; mitotic DNA damage checkpoint signaling.
UAAUAGGCUCUCUAGGGAAAAGAAUAUGUAAAAAUAAAAUUCCUUGACACUAACUUGACAGUUGUCUGUGGUUGGUUAGGUUAUAGUUAAAAUUGUCGUAAUCCUUAUCUUAUAAUCGAUUCUCCAUUGUCUGAUAAAAAUGGCAAAACAGCACUCUUCAAGAUUUUGGGAUGUUAAGGGCGAUGACACCCAGCCACCACCUGAGGAGGAUUGUGAUGCAACCCUGAAUCUGGACAACCCACCAUGGGGAUGGGUGCACCCCUCUACAAAUGCCAAAACUAAGUCAUUCGCAUUGCACAAAAACAAAACCCGUUUUGGAAGACAUCCAGAUUGUGAAUACGUCUUUCAUGAAAAUCAGUUUGAAGACGUGGCUCUACACAAGACCAUAAGUAGUCAUCAUUUUCAAAUUACCAGAGAAACGGACUCAAGUAAAGGACCAACUUCGGUUUUCAUCAUGGACAAAAGCUCCAAUGGAACAUUUGUGAAUGGUGACAAGUUGGAGAAGGAUAAGAAAACAAUUUUACUUCAUAACAGUGAAAUAUGUGUCUCUACCUCGACAAACAAUGUUUUUAUUUUCUCACUUAACGACAAUGAGUGGCUCCCUAAGGAAUACCAAGCAAAAUACAAAAUGCAUCAACUAAUCGGCACUGGUAGCUUCGGAGAGGUAUACUUAGCUUCAAGCAGAAUAACAAAGAAAAAAGUCGCAAUAAAAAAAUUAAAAAUAAUGGGAACUGAGGGAGCUUUUCCACAAGAGGAAGUCAAAACUCUUCAAACACUCCACCAUCAUAACAUUGUGAUGAUGGAGGACUGUUUUGAAUCUCCAAAGCAAAGAUAUUUAGUACAAGAGUAUGUGAGUGGUGGAACUCUUAAACAAAAGGUUGACAACCUGGGACGUAUAGAGGAGAGGGACGCAAAGUUGGUAUUUUACCAACUGGCGGAAGCCCUCCUGUACCUACAUACUAAAAAAAUCAUCCACCGAGAUGUCAAGCCUAGUAAUGUGCUGAUCGCCCCUUACCGUAGUGGAGACUUGGUGAAGCUUAGUGAUUUUGGUAUCAGUAAGCAGGGGGUCGACAAUCCUAGCAUUGUUUGUGGCACCAUCUUGUACAAAGCACCUGAACUUGUGAACCGUCUUCGAUACACUGACAAAGUUGAUGUUUGGAGCUAUGGAGUUUCACUGUUCUUCUGUUUGAGCGGUGAACAUCCUUUCAGAGAGGGAAAUACACUUGGUAUGUCUGUCCCUGAACAGAUUGUGCGUGGAUACUACUCCAUGGGGAGUAGGAGAUGGAGAAACAUCAAUAAGAAAGCUUGGAAGUUAAUCACCUUGACCUUAAUGGUUUCACCAGAAGACCGACCUACUAGCACGCAAAUUAUAGAUCACGGUUGGUUUGAGGACAUGGAGAUGAAAGAGCGACACAGUGCACUCUUAAACGAAGCAAAUGUCCAUUUUGUGUUAAAUGACAAUCUCAAAAAGAUGAAAUGAUUUUCAAAAUCGUUCUGCAAACACUGACAAGGGCACAUUUUUCUUAACUAGUCGUAAAUAGGGAAUUCGAUGAAAAUAGAGCCCUGAAACCUCAUUUGUCUAACAAUGACAGUUGUUAAAAAAACUUCAUAAUUAGGGUUUUUUAUGUAUUUAUUGAUUUUUUGGAUAGGUAUUUGUUGUGUGUUUCAUGCAAAUGCAAUAUCCCUUGUAUUUUUUCAAACUUAAAGAUGAACAGAGGAUUGGUCAGGAAAUAAAAAGUUAAUUUUAAAGUUAAAAGUUAUCUUUUUUUAGUAUAUGACCGCCUAUCUCAGGCUUGUACUUAUUACUUUACCUUCUAUGUAUAGAUCCAAAUAUAGCUCUCUCAACUCUG